This is a messenger RNA of Ichthyophthirius multifiliis, 177 nucleotides long. RefSeq lists its product as hypothetical. Lineage: Eukaryota; Ciliophora; Oligohymenophorea; Hymenostomatida. The transcript is spliced from 2 exons. The record is from RefSeq and is a predicted model, not a curated record.
AUGAUCACUUUACAAGCAGAUUAAACUACUCCAUUAAGUGUUUCAGGAAUUUUAAUAAAUGCACCUCCAGAUUUUAGUUCAUUUAUUAAUGUUAGACUUUACUUAGAUGGAGUCCCUGAAUAUUAUCCCUCUUGUUCUUAAAUGAAAUAAUUAGGUUCUACUCAGUAUUAAACAUGA